Lampris incognitus (smalleye Pacific opah) is the source of this 5914-nucleotide messenger RNA. It is a transcript of the gene ubr1, whose product is annotated as ubiquitin protein ligase E3 component n-recognin 1. Gene Ontology annotation, cellular component: cytoplasm; ubiquitin ligase complex. Gene Ontology annotation, molecular function: ubiquitin protein ligase activity; zinc ion binding. The transcript is spliced from 47 exons. Gene Ontology annotation, biological process: ubiquitin-dependent protein catabolic process via the N-end rule pathway; protein ubiquitination. Bases 8 to 5224 code for a protein of 1738 amino acids. Lineage: Eukaryota; Metazoa; Chordata; Actinopteri; Lampriformes; Lampridae. The record is from RefSeq and is a predicted model, not a curated record.
ACGAAAUAUGGCGGAAGGUGAGGGAUCCUUAAACGAACUGGCGCACAGCAAGGGAUGGCAGAAUGCAGCAGACAGCGGCGCAGAACUGCUGCGCUACCUAAAGGAACAGGUACCACAGAUUUACUGCCUGGAGAUGGAGUCCAAUUCUCAGGAUGAGGAGGAGGUUGUACAGAGCCGCCUCCUUCACCCUCUUGAGUGUUUCCUGUUUGGAGAGGAUCCUCAGGAAGGCCUGGAGAAACUCAAACAGGGCAGCACCUCUUCCCAGCUCUGUGGACGUGUCUUCAAAGAGGGGGAGACAGUCUACUCCUGCAGGGACUGUGCAAUAGAUCCCACUUGUGUGUUGUGCAUGGACUGCUUUCAGGAUAGUGUACACAAAGGCCAUCGUUAUAAGAUGCACGCGUCAUCAGGCGGGGGGUUCUGUGACUGCGGAGAUGUAGAAGCCUGGAAGAUUGGUCCCUGUUGCUCCAAACAUGACCCAGGGCUAGCCACUGUCAUGGACGAGUGUGUUUUAGAGUUGGGUCUACGUGAGCGUGCAGAGAAACUGUUCCGUGUGCUCCUGCGCUACACCACAGAUCUGUUCGUGUGGGAGGAGAACUUUGAGCUGUCAGCAGAACUCCAGCCCAGGGUGAAAGAAAACACGUAUUUCUGUGUGCUGUACAAUGACGAGCACCACUCAUACGACCAAGUGAUCUAUACCUUGCAGCGCUCUGUUCACUGUGACCAUGAUGAAGCCCAGACCCAGACGGCACUUAUUGACAAAGAGGGUCGGCGUGCUGUAAAGAGAGGCUCUCUUUAUUCCUGCCAGCAGGCAAAGAACCUCAUUAUGUCCCACUCCGAGCACAUAUCCCUGCAGCCACUGCGUGUGGAGGUCCUGCACUCAGCAGUGAUGGCUCAUCAGAGAUUUGCCAUGCGCGUGGGCGCCUGGUUCCAGAAAGUCAUCGGUUAUUCAGUGGGCUUUAGGCAGGUCUUCUGCCAGGUGGCUCUGGCGCCCAGUGCAGAGCGAGAUCACCCUUGCCUCAUCAGCAGACUCAUGCUCCAUGAUGCCAAGAUGUACAAAGGAGCUCGCAAGAUAAUGCACGAAUUGAUUUUCUGUAGUCUGCUAAUGGAGACAGAAUUCAAGAGGCUUUUUGCAAUUGAGUUUACCAAGCACUACAAGCAGCUUCAGAAGGAAUUCAUCAGUGAUGAUCACGAUAGGAGUAUUUCCAUCACUGCAAUAUCUGUCCAGAUAUUUACUGUACCGACACUGGCAAGGCAGCUGAUUGAGGAGGGUAAUGUCAUUAAGGUGAUUGUUGACACAGUCAUGGAUUUGCUCCAUGAAUACCUGGAUGCCAGCAACCGCUUCCACUUUCAGGGUUACAACUCUGAAAGGUUCUAUCGCAUCCAGGUCAUCUUCCACGACCUCAGGUACAUUCUGAUCAGUAAGCCCUCAGUGUGGACCAAUGAGCUGAAGAGCCAGUUCCUAGAGGGAUUCAAAGUCUUUCUUGGGCUUCUCACUUGCAUGCAGGGAAUGGAGGAAGUAAAGCGCCAGUUUGGUCAGCAUGUUGAGGUAGAGCCAGAAUGGGAGGCUGGCUUUUCUAUACAGAUCCAGCUCCGCCACAUUCUUGCCAUGAUUCAGGACUGGUGCUCAUCUGAUGAUAAGGUCUUGCUCCUUGCAUUCAAGGAGUGCCACAAAGCGUUGAUGUCUUGCAGUAAUCAGUCAUUUCAAAGUGAGGCCACUGACUUCUACAUGUGCAAGCACAUCCUCCAUGUCCGUCCAUACAAAGUAUCUCAGGAGCCUGUCAGCAUACAUCUACCUAUCUCCAGGCUGCUUGCUGGCUUGUACGUACACCUGUAUAGAACAGGGGCAAUUGAAAAUCUUCACCAAUAUGUUGAUCCUGGGAGCUGUGACUUCACCUAUUUUGUUGAACAUCCUCUGCGUUGUGUGGUUCUGGCUGCCCAGGUCUCAGCUGACAUGUGGCGCAGGAACGGUCUCUCUUUGGUCAGCCAGCUGUACUACUAUCAGGACGUGAAAUGCAGGGAUGAAAUGUAUGAUAAGGACAUUGUCAUGCUACAGAUUACUGCUUCCAAAAUGGACCCUAACCACUUUCUCAUGCUGAUCUUGUUAAGAUUUCAGCUAUUUGAUUUUUUUAAUGGAAGUUCCUCAAGCAAAGAUCAGGAGCUCCUAAAACAAUGUAACUGGCUGACAGAAGAGAUGCUCUACCUCCUAAUCGUCAUCAUUAGUGAACGCUACGUCCCAGGGAUUAGUCAGGUGACCAAAGAGGACGUGACGAUGAGGGAGGUUGUCCACCUGCUGUGUAUUGAGCCCAUGGCACACAGUAAUCUGGUCAAAGGCCUGCCGGAGAAUGAAAGCCAUGAAACAGGCCUAGAGACUGUUAUUUCCAAAGUUGCCACCUUCAAGAAACCUGGUGUAUCGGGGCAUGGUUUAUAUGAGCUGAAAAAGGAAUACCUAGUAGAAUUCAACCCCUUCUUCUACCACUAUUCAAAAUCCCAGCAUAGCAAGGCUGAGGAUGCUCAGAAGAAGAGGAGAGGUCAGGAAGGCAAUGAUAAAGCUUUGCGACCCCCGGUGGCCCCAGCCUUCUGCCCAGCCUUCUCCAGCAUAGUGCGCCUGCUCUGCUGUGACGUCUUUAUCCAUGUGCUGAGGCGGGUUCUACAGAGAGCUGUGGAGGACCGGGCCACUCAGUGGACAGAAGCUAUGAUCCAGAGGGGUCUGCAUUUGAUAGGCCAGGCACUGAUGGAAGAGAAGAGCCAGCUUGAGGCCAGCACUAUGGAGGAAGUGGCCUUUGAUUUCAGCAUCAAGGCCCGCAGAAUCUGCUCAGAACAUGGCAAAUCGUUGUUCCAGUUGUUGUCAAAAAUCAAGGAGCUUCCUUCCCUUGACGGCCAAAAAGACAUGAUCAAGUGGAUUCUACAGAUUUUUGAGAUUGUGAAGUGCCUUAGAGAGAAGUCAAGUCCAACUGCUUCCAUUAGCACUGACAUGACCAAACCAGAAGAGAGUGUGCAGGACAAAGAGAAAGCUGAGCGAAAGAGGAAGGCAGAGGCAGCCAAGCUCCACCGGCAGAAGAUAAUGGCCCAGAUGUCAGCAAUGCAGAAGAACUUCAUUGAGUCCAACAAGAUGCUGUAUGACAACAUGCCAGAGAGUGGAACUCAUGGCGAGCCUGUUGCAGCUACUGAGAGUUGUGCCAUGGAGCAAAGAGACUUGUGUGUUGCUGUGGGGCCUCUCAGGGGGUCCACGCUGGCAGAGAGAGAGGUGCAGACCUGCAUCCUGUGCCAGGAGGAGCAGGAGGUUGCAGCCCAAGCUCCAGCUAUGGUACUGACUGCUUGCGUCCAGAGGUCCACCGUGCUGACGCAGUGCAGGGGAAAGAUACUGACCGACAGAGCCGAUGGAACAGGAGCACCGUAUCCCCUCUUCAUGACACCUGACCUGGCAGUAGGGACCCAUACUGGCAGUUGUGGUCAUGUCAUGCAUGCCACCUGCUGGCAAGUAUAUUUCGAGGCAAUUCAGAAUACCACUAGGAGCCGGCUCCAUGCUGAACCAAUCAUUGACCUGGUAAACGGGGAGUACCUUUGUCCCCUCUGCAAGUCUCUGUGCAACACGGUUGUCCCUCUCAUCCCUCUGGAACCGCUCACACUCAACUAUGAGAAUGCAGAGAUAGUCGGGCAGCACCUGACUCUGCCUCGCUGGACUCGGAUCGUUUCUGCCAGAAUCAAAGGGCUCAAAUCUGUCACUCAGGAUGAUGAGGGAAGUAUGGAUGAUGGUGACACAGGGCUUUGUGGAGAAGCCCAGCCAGACUUUAGAUCCAUUCUCAGCUAUGGAGUACAAGAGCCGAGAAAGUUCUCAGACAGCAUCAUGGAGAUGCUGGCAGUGUGUGCCACUACAGUAUACAGGGUGGGACUGCAGACUGUGCCCAAUGAGCUGAACUCGUAUGUACCUGUAAUGUCCUGGAACACCUGUGCCUUCACUAUCCAGGCCAUAGAAAACCUGUUGCAAGGAGAGGAGAAACCACUCUUUGGGUCAUUACAAAACAGACAGCUGGCUGGCAUGAAGGCAGUUGUUCAGUUCUCAGCGGCUCAGAGACUCAAGAACUCCCAGUCUGUCGUCCAAAGACAUUUCACAGACAUGUUAGGGGUGUUAUUACCAGCCAUGAGCAGAGAGAAUACCCCUUCUCUUCUAGAGGUGGACCUCUUCCAUCUUCUUGUGGGGUUGGUGCUAUCUAUUCCAGCCCUAUACCAGGAGGAGGCCAUAGACCUACAACCAUCUGCUGUUAGUUCUGCCUACAACCACCUUCAUAUCCUGCACCUGGUCACCAUGGCCCAUAUCCUGCAGGUCCUCCUCUCCUCUACAGAUUUCCCUGCGGUAGCCGGUGGAGAGGAGGGAGAGGAGGCCAGGGCAGCGGCAGAGCUCUGCAUUACAGUGUCACAAUACACUGGAGGGAUGAAUUCUGAUGUGUCAGGCAGCUCUGUAGCUGAAAGAAUAAGGGCAGGAAUUGCACCUUUCCUGCGAUGCGCCGCCCUCUUUUUCCAUUGCCUUACAGGAGUUCCCCCUCCAGAGGAGCUCUCCAGUACUGCAGUUGCCUCUCAAGGACAGUUGGAGGCCCUUUGCAGUUACCUGGCACUACCCUUCAAUGUGUUCCAGCUCUUCCAGGAGCACAGAGAGACUGUUACACCGCUGCUGCAGGGGUGGUGUGAGAAUCCAGCUAUAACCAAAGUGCUCAGUGGAGAAAUGCAGAUGAUCAGGUAUCCCAGGAAAAGGAAUCAUUUGAUUGAACUUCCGGAGGAUUAUAGUGCCCUCCUCAAUCAAGCCAGUCACUUUCAGUGUCCCAAGUCUACAGAUGAUGAGAGGAAGCACCCAACCCUGUGCUUGUUUUGUGGGGCCAUGCUGUGUUCUCAGAGCAUCUGCUGUCAGACCCAGCUGGAUGGGGAUGAUGUGGGAGCUUGCACUGCCCAUGCUGCCACCUGUGGUGCUGGAGUAGGCAUGUUCCUCAGGAUAAGAGAGUGCCAGAUAGUACUGAUGGCCAACAAGACACGAGGAAGCACUUAUCCUGCCCCUUACCUUGAUGAUUAUGGGGAAACUGACCCUAACCUUGGAAGGGGCAACCCACUACACCUCUGCCCAGAGCGCUACAGGAAGCUCCACCAACUGUGGCAGCAGCACUGCAUCCUGGAGGAGAUAGCCCGCAGCCUGGAGGUGGUCAGCGUCAUGUAUACCUUUGAGUGGCACACGUUCUGAUGAGCAGCCAAGCUACUGAGGGUGAGGCACAAGGGGCACACUCUUAGAGUCCAGUCUGCCGCUAUGCUCCCAAGAUACACACACACACACCUGCACACGCAGUCCUCCUCUAUGGGAUUAAAGGAAUCCUGAAGAACCAUUGCCUGCCUGAUGAAAACCCUGAUGGAAUCUAUAUUGCUGGGGCAGAGUGUCGAAAUAGGAGGAAGAGAAUGAAUAAAUAAACCCAAGUCGCCUUGUUUUAUUCUAAAUUGCCUGCUGGGAAAAUGUGUUUCACCCAGAGUAAUAGUCUUUCCAAAAAAGCUCAUUCAAGUAAAUACAAGCAUCAGAUACAUACUAAUGUGUUUUUUUUAAACAUCUUAUCCAAGUAAAGUGUCACCUUUUUAAUGCUGGGAAUUUCCUCUCUCCUCUCCUUUAUGUUUCAGAAGUCAUUGUUUGACCUAAGUUAUCAUAAGGUAUUCACCAGUUUUUGGACGUUAUUAACGAAGGAGACAUUCUCUUGGAAUUGGUUUUUGGAUAGUUUUGGCAACAUGCUUUAUAUAUAUAUAUAUAUAUAUAUAUUUUUUUUUUUUCAUUAAAUGAAACACUGUUAGGGAAAAUGCUCAACAAAUGAGCAAAAUAAUCCAGUGAUUCAUAUCUAUAUAUAUAUCUAUAUCUAUCUAUAUAUAUAUCUAUAUAUAUAUAGAUAUACAC